GCCUGCUUGUGUGUGUGUGUGUGUGUGUGUGUGUUUGUGUGUGAGUUUGUAUGCAUGCGUGCGUGAGGAGCUGGGUGAAUGUGUAGCCUAUAAGCGAGAGCGCGUGCGGCUAAAAAGAACACCUCUGCCCCCGCCUCGCAUCGUCAGCAGCAGCACGAGCACCGACCGACCGACACCCCGCGGCGACCAGACGCGACAACCGCAGCGAACGCGUUCAUUUGACACGAGCAGCGCAGCUUCCGCAUCUGACGCCCCAUCACGCGCAGAAAGCAUAUGGCGGAGUAAGGACGCCGCAUCGCCUCGGACUUAUUUAACCGGGAAUCAGAAAGGAGUCUGUGUGUGUGAGGCGCCUACUUUAUCAUUUCACAAACUGCCUACAACCCAAAGCGCACGUUCGAUCUGCUUGGCAAAAUAUAAACUCCUUUAUAUAUUUCUUUAUUUGUUUUUGGUCACGGAUCGUCAGACUGGAGAAAAACGUUAUUUUCUAGUAUUUUCAGUCGGGGAAAACUUAUGUUUGGGUCGCGUCUGAAGGGUCCGUUGAUGUUUUGAAAAUUUAAAGUCCUGCCUGCUUCCGCAGACGGCCGUGACGCCUGCCCGUGCACCCCCACACCCUCGCGCGCUCUCGGGAGCUGCUGACCGCUGAGCGUCUCCGUUAGCACGGGCUUUCCCGUGCAGCUCGCUCCCCCUAUCAGCAGCUGCGUGGGAGUUCCACCGGCAGCCCUCGAGCGCCACACAUCCCGGGGAAGAUGGCCGGUGACGCGGCGCUCAUCCCGGACGACCGCGCGUUCAGCAACUUCAGAGGAGAGUGCACGUGUGACGCCGGUUUUGGCCUCAGCUACAACAAGUCCGGCAUCACCGUCUGGGUGCAGAUGCUCGAGGAGGAGAAGUCACUUCAUAAGAUCAAGUGCCGGAUGGUGUGCAAGGACGUUUCCGCGGAGACCAUGUAUGACGUUCUGCACGAUAUUGAAUACCGGCGGAAGUGGGACACUAACGUCAUCGAGACGUUCGACAUCGGAAAACUCACCGUCAACGCCGACGUAGGCUACUACUCUUGGAGGUGUCCAAAGCCUCUGAAGAAUCGUGAUGUCAUCACUCUGCGUUCCUGGUUGCCCAUGGGUAGUGAUUACAUCAUCAUGAACUACUCCGUCAAGCACCCUAAAUACCCCCCUAAGAAGGACCUGGUCCGUGCCGUCUCCAUUCAGACCGGCUACCUCAUCCAGAGACAGGGCCCGUCGUCCUGCACCCUCAUAUACCUGGCCCAGGUGGACCCCAAGGGCUCUCUCCCCAAGUGGGUGGUGAACAAGUCCUCCCAGUUUCUGGCUCCCAAGGCGAUGAAGCGCAUCCACAAGGCGUGUGUGAAGUACGGAGAGUGGAAGCAGCGGCACGCUCCUACCCAUAAGCCCUGGCUCUACCCCGAGCAGAACAGCCUUCCCAGCAUGCCCCUCUCCGAGCUGCGCAUCCAGCACGCCGACUCGCUGGAGAACAUCGACGAGAGCAGCCUCGCCGAGACACACACCCACGAGGAGCACAGCGACGAGGAGGGCCAUUGAGACACACACACACACACACACCCACGAGGAACACAGCGACGAGGAGGGCCAUUGAGACACACACACACACACACACACCCACGAGGAACACAGCGACGAGGAGGGCCAUUGAGACACACACACACACACACACACACACACACACACACACACACACACACACACACACACACACACACACACACACACACACACACACGAGGAGCACAGCGACGAGGAGGGCCAUUGAGACACACACACACACACACACACCCACGAGGAACACAGCGACGAGGAGGGCCAUUGAGACACACACACACACACACACCCACGAGGAACACAGCGACGAGGAGGGCCAUUGAGACACACACACACACACACACACACACACACACACACACACACACACACACACACACAAGGAGCACAGCGACGAGGAGGGCCAUUGAGACACACACACACACACACACACACACACACACACACACACACACACACACACACACACAAGGAGCACAGCGACGAGGAGGGCCAUUGAGACACACACACACACAUACACACACACACACACAAGGAACACAGUGACUAGGAGGGCCAUUGAGACACACACACACACACACACACACACACACGAGGAACACAGGGACGAGGAGGGCCAUUGAGACACACACACACACACACACACACACACACACACACACACACGAGGAACACAGCGACGAGGAGGGCCAUUGAGACACACACACACACACACACACACACACCCACGAGGAACACAGCGACGAGGAGGGCCAUUGAGACACACACACAAACACACACUAACACACUAACACACACAUGUAUGUAGUCACACACGGACACACACACCAAACCUCCAGCGUAUUCAGACACGCACACCGACAGGCCAAUGAAGUUCUGUACAACAUGCAUGAACGUGUGUGUGUGUGUGUGUGUGUGAGAGAGAUUUAUGUUCAUGCUCAUUGUUUCACUGUUUCUCUUCAGCUUGUGAAUGAAUGUACAAAUGGGAAUAAACAUAGA
Sardina pilchardus (European sardine) is the source of this 2567-nucleotide messenger RNA. RefSeq names its product StAR related lipid transfer domain containing 10 (gene stard10). Gene Ontology annotation, molecular function: lipid binding. The record is from RefSeq and is a predicted model, not a curated record. The coding region runs from base 747 to 1550 and encodes 267 amino acids. The transcript has 6 exons. Lineage: Eukaryota; Metazoa; Chordata; Actinopteri; Clupeiformes; Clupeidae.